AUGGACCGCAUGCUAAGUCAUAACUGCACCUCAAAUGUAUGAAUAUAUCUCAGUGGAAUCAAACAAACUAUCACACAUUGUGAUAUUAUGGCAGGACACGUGGCGGAUUCACUGCCGGUGGGUGUUUUCUCCCCCCGAACGGUUAACUCGGGGGUCGGGACAUGUGGAGACUCUCUCCCCCCUCGGUAUGACAUCACUGCUGGACGGAGCAGCAAGGAGUGGUUUCUGUGCUGAAAUUAAUGGAACAAACCCUCACACCCUGAAGGAGGAGGAGAAGAAGAAGAAGGAGAAGAAGAAGAAGGAGAAGAAAAGACAGUUCAUCCACCGUCCAACCAAACUGACAGCGGGUCGGCCGCAGUCUUCGUUGUGUUCGGCCGAGAGGGGAAUGAACUGCUGUGGAAGAUAACAUCGUCUGCGCCGGACAGAGGAAAGAGUCCCGGCGGUGGCUGGUUUUGUUUUUUAAAGUAAAGUCUCGCCCUCCUAACAUGCGCUGCGUAUGAAGAAGUUGAGCUGCGGUUUGAAUCCACCCUGGAAGACCAUGCUGUCCCUCCUGCUGCCUGUAAUGCUCGCCGUCCAAGCUAUGGCCGUGAUGGAGGUACGAGUGCCGGAGCAGCCAGUGGUGGCGCUGCACGGCGGCGAUGCCACACUCAACUGCUCCUUCAGCCACGCCGGCCCCUUCAACCUGUCGGACAUGAGCGUCUUCUGGCAGCUGACUGACACCAAACGCAACGUGCACGGGUACUGGGAGGGACACGACCAGCUGGCAGACCAGGCCGACAGAUUCGCCAACCGCACCAGCCUGUUCCCCGCCCAGCUGGGUCUGGGCAACACUUCGCUCCUGCUGAGCAGGGUGGUAGUGGCGGAUGAAGGCAGCUACACCUGCUUCGUGAGGGUGCAGGACUAUGGCAGUGCCGCUCUGCUGCUGCAGGUGGCCGCCCCCUACUCUAAGCCGGUGGUGACUUUGGAGCCUGAAUCCAACCUGCGGCCAGGGGAUGAGGUGGCCCUGACGUGCGUGGCCUACGGUGGCUUUCCUGAGGCCGGCGUGAUAUGGCAGGAUGGGGGCGGGCGCAACCUGACGGAUAACAUCACCACUUCAGUGGUGGCCAAUGAAGAAGGGCUGUUCUCUAUGACCAGUGUGCUGACAGUCGUGCUGGAGCCCAACAGUACCUACAGCUGUCGAUUGAUCAAUCCCCUACUGGGCGAGGAGGGCUACGCCUUUGUCACAAUCACAGGUCAGAACAUCGCAUUCCCCCCGGUGGCUCUGUGGGUAACUGUGGGCCUGGCCGUGUGUCUGCUGGUGCUGCUCAUUGCCCUGGCUGCUGUCUGCCGCCGGAAGAUCAAGGAGAGCUGCGAGGAGGCCAGGCGAGAAGCUGAAGAGGCCAAGGAGCUGGAAGAAGAGGAGUCAAAGACAGCCAUGGCAAGCCAUGACACCACUGAAAAGUUAAGGCCAAGAGAGUAAAGGAGUCGGGGGCCGGGCGGCGGGCGGGAGACGAGCCUGCCGGGUAAUCCCAGUCCACCUAUCCAUCAACCUGGAGAACGUAUUUUCCAGCGUACCCUACAGAAUGUCAAAGGCUCGCUGAGCGGAAGAUGAGUCCAUCACCUUCUUUCCAAGACUUUCCCUCGAGUUUCCAUCAAAACCCAUAAACACAUCAUGUGCCAUUAUUUUUUACUGCCCUCCCUCUCUUCCUGUCAAUGGACGGGGCCGCGCAGCAAGUGAGUGAAUGCAGCUGAGCGGGUCGUCUUCUGGGCAGUAUGCAAAAAAAAAGAAAAAAAGAAAAAAGAAAAAGGAGGAGCCGCGUUUGAGAGCUACAGGAUGUGACAGGAUCCUCCCUCGGCCACCGCCGUCAGUUCUGCACGGGGGCCUCGGUGGGGCAUGUGCCAGGGAUCUCCUGUCUAAUAGGAAGUGAGACUCUUCAAGAAAUGACCCCGCCUCAGUUGCCAUCACUGACUCUGUGCCAGAGAGGGGGGGCUUGGCUCCCGCAUUACUCCUGCACUCGCUAAUUAGCGUCUGUCGACGGAGUAACUUGUACCUGUCAGUGUGCGCCGCUCUGCUAUAUUCGGCAACUUGAAGGAAUUGAAAUUGAAUGCCAGCUAAGCUCCAACAAACUGCAAAUGGUGCAUGGAAUACCCCCUGAUUCUCUCACUGACCUGACAGCCUUAUAUGUAAGAAAUAGUUUUUAAUGAACGCAGACUAUCUCAGCUCGUUGCUACUGCUGGUGUGGUGUGUUUUUAUCUCCUCCGGGCUAGGGACUAUACAAUUUGUUUUAUUGCUUCUUCUCUUUUUUUGGUACUUGUGCAAGUCCCCGUGCCAUAUGUCCAUGUAUGAAUGCCAAAGCCAUUUGUGUCCGAUUAACCCAGUGCCUAUUUACAUUAAAGAGACUUGUUUAAA
This is a messenger RNA of Scophthalmus maximus (turbot), 2389 nucleotides long. RefSeq names its product CD276 molecule (gene cd276). The coding region runs from base 497 to 1459 and encodes 320 amino acids. The transcript is spliced from 9 exons. The record is from RefSeq and is a predicted model, not a curated record. NCBI's taxonomy places the organism in Eukaryota, Metazoa, Chordata, Actinopteri, Pleuronectiformes, Scophthalmidae.